AUGGAAAGCCCUGAUCAAGCAGAACAGAUCUUGGCAUUGUUGGGGAGUGGUGAUAAGCAAUCGAGUGAGAAGAUGAUGACCAAGUCCUCCAAUGUGGAAGUGAUUGUGGAUUGUAUGAUUGAUAUUGAUUACAAAACAUAUAUAGCUUCACGAUGUGUGGAGCAUGCAGAGCAAUUUGCACCAAGUAAUCAAUGGUUUAUCCAGGUGGCACAUAACUUGAUGAAGUUGAUUGCUGAGGGAUUUGGAGUAGAGGAUGAUGAUUCUGCAGAUAGUCAGUUGAGAUCAUCUGCACCAUUCGAGACGUUAGCUCUACUAGGACUGUUCAAACAGCAACUGUUUCAAUUGUUCCAAAUCCCAUUUCGUGUCUUUUGCAGGAUUAUCAAAAAUGCUGCAGUUGAGUUGCAGCAACUUCACAUGAUGUAG
Messenger RNA from Prunus armeniaca (apricot), 423 nucleotides. Lineage: Eukaryota; Viridiplantae; Streptophyta; Magnoliopsida; Rosales; Rosaceae. The record is from the annotation of a GenBank genome assembly.